UUUGUUAUGGUAUUUAUAGUGGUAUUUUGUAAAAAAUGAAGUAGUAUUUUAUAGUAUAUUUUUGAGAUCAAAUUGGUAUUUCUCGUUUGAUCCGGCGCGGUCACGCUGUAGCUAAUGUAAUAGUUGAGAAAUCUAACAAGCAAAAUGGACCAAAAGUGCGAAACGGCAAACUGUAAUAAGGAGGCAUCACUACAAUGUCCAACUUGCAUAAAAUUAGGCAUUAGAGGCUCAUUCUUUUGUUCGCAAAUCUGUUUCAAGGGAUUUUGGAAGGUACAUAAGGCCAUUCACGUAUUAGCCGGAGUUGAGCCUAUAACUUCCGGCAAUUUUGAUGUGUAUAAUCCGUGGCCAACAUUUCGCUUUACCGGAAAGCUGCGUCCGUUUCCACAAACUCCAAAACGUGUGGUUCCCGAUUUAAUUAGGCGCCCCGAUUACGCUGACCAUCCAGAAGGGAGGUCACUGUCUGAGGAAUCCUUGCGUGGAACUUCCAUUAAAGUUCUCGAUGAUGACGAAGUCGAGGCCAUGCGUGUUGCAGGACGCCUUGGUCGUGAGUGCUUGGACGAAGGUGCUAAGGCCAUUGACGUUGGCAUUACAACGGAUGAGCUUGACCGAUUGGUACAUGAGGCAGCCAUUGAACGGGAUUGUUAUCCAUCACCUCUUAAUUAUUAUAACUUCCCAAAGUCCUGUUGUACCAGUGUUAAUGAAGUUAUUUGCCACGGCAUACCGGACAAACGCCCGUUAGAAGAUGGUGACAUAUGUAACAUCGAUGUAACCGUAUAUCACCACGGGUUUCAUGGAGAUUUAAAUGAAACCUUUUUUGUUGGAAACGUCUCGGAGAAACACAAGAAGUUGGUUCGUAUCACAUAUGAAUCGUUAAAUAAAGCAAUUGAACUAGUACGCCCUGGUGUUAAAUACCGCGAAAUUGGUAAUGUCAUUCAAAAGUAUGUCGCCCCACACGGUUUCAGCGUGGUUCGCAGCUAUUGCGGCCAUGGAAUUCAUCGCGUCUUCCAUACUGCCCCGAAUGUGCCACACUAUGCUAAAAAUUCUGCGGUCGGUGUUAUGGCAGCCGGCCAUUGCUUUACAAUAGAGCCAAUGAUAUCAGAAGGUCUGCAAAAAGCAGAGUCCUGGCCUGAUGAUUGGACUGCUGUUACUACAGAUGGUCGGUACUCCGCUCAGUUUGAGCAAACGUUGCUCGUCACAAACAAUGGCUGCGAGAUUCUAACCAAGCGUCAAGAGAACAAUGGACAGCCCUGGUUUAUGGAUAACUUGUAGUACACGUUAUGUUACAAAUAGCUUUUUUUCCAUUAUAAGUUAAACUGGUUAUAAUGAAUAUGUAGAUUGGCGGUGCAUGUCGGUAAUCAGUUGUUUCAAUGAGAUCCACGUGCCCUAAUUGCAUUCGACGACAGCAAUAACGGUUCAAGCCUAAAGCAUCAAGUACAUUUCUAAAAAUAAUUAUGUACAUACAUACAUACGUUAGUAAGAUUUGUAGAUA
Drosophila busckii is the source of this 1489-nucleotide messenger RNA. RefSeq names its product methionine aminopeptidase 1. The transcript is spliced from 3 exons. The record is from RefSeq and is a predicted model, not a curated record. NCBI's taxonomy places the organism in Eukaryota, Metazoa, Arthropoda, Insecta, Diptera, Drosophilidae. Gene Ontology annotation, biological process: proteolysis. Gene Ontology annotation, molecular function: metalloaminopeptidase activity. Bases 145 to 1269 code for a protein of 374 amino acids.